AUGGCCACGAUUGAAGAGCAGGUGAAGCUGUACUACGAUGACCUUGACCUAUGGUCGUCGUUCUCGUUCAGCAACAACGGCCAAGCUUUCCGCGAGAUGCUGAUGAGAGACGGAUGCUUCCUACUAGUCACCCUGGGGGUGCUCGCACAAGAGCCGGAGCUUGAUAUAGACCUGGGAGAAGAAGCAGUUGGAGCUGACGGACCAUUACCUGUCAUGACAACCCACAGCAAGUGGGAUCACCAGUUCUGGUUCGAUGACAUCGUUCUCUCCGGGAACCAGCUCCCGUUCGCCGUGGUGCAAGAAAUCUACCGUCUCAUUAGACCUGGAACCGACCGGCAGGUUCCCCUUCAGAACAUCGGCAUGUUCAUCCAGCCCAAGCUGGCGCCACGGUACACGAGGAGGCCGGUGAGCAACCCGGUGAACGCCGACCACGUCCUCCACCUCUGCCAUGAGCUGCUCAAGCCAACGGUGACGACGGUGAGCCCUCGGGCAAGCGAGGCAUCAUACACGGACGACCGGCAAGAAGAUGGCGGCGUGGGCAGGUGGCGAAGGGCGACGGAGUACAGCUCUCUGAUGGUGACCUUCAGGGAGAGGGAUCUCGUCGGCGGCGACGCGCAGUGCGUCACGGACGUCAGGGUCCGCGGCGACCGCGUGGUGGAGAUACCCAAGCUGGAGCUGGACCUGCCGACCUGGCGGCUGCUGCGACACCUGAUGCUGCUGGAGCAGAUGAACGAGCACCUCGGCGACCAUGUGACCGCCUACUGCACCUUCAUGUCGCAGAUCGCGUCGACCAGCGCGGAUGUCAGCCUGCUCAGGGAGAAGGGGAUCCUGGAGCACUGGGAGGCCAGCGACGAGAGGGCGGCCCAGAAGCUGGGCAAGCUCUGCGAUCAAAUGCAUUUCAACCCGGACGAGGGCAACUAUCUCGAGGCAGAAUGGCGUGCGCUCGACAGGCACUGCAGGAGAUCGCGGUCGCGUCUGUGGGCGAAGCUGUGCCGCUACAAGGAUUGGAAGAACCCGUUGGUGCUGCUGGGCAUCCUCGUUGCUAUUGUCAUACUUGUGUGCGCGAUACUUCAAACGAUCUACGCCAUCUCGUCCUACGACAGGGAUAAGAUGACCCAGCCGUCCAGACUGCACAUCCCUUAA
Molecule: messenger RNA, 1143 nt
Organism: Oryza brachyantha (malo sina)
Lineage: Eukaryota; Viridiplantae; Streptophyta; Magnoliopsida; Poales; Poaceae
Exons: 1
Coding region: 1-1143 (380 amino acids)
Source: RefSeq, a predicted model, not a curated record